Anopheles aquasalis is the source of this 2767-nucleotide messenger RNA. Its product is annotated as pineapple eye protein-like. Gene Ontology annotation, cellular component: nucleus. NCBI's taxonomy places the organism in Eukaryota, Metazoa, Arthropoda, Insecta, Diptera, Culicidae. The record is from RefSeq and is a predicted model, not a curated record.
GAAUCUUCCACAAAAUCGGGUGUAGGUGUGGCAAAACGAAAGAAAAAACCCGAAACUCCUCUAGUCAUCGAUUUUAGUGAACAUUUGGCAUAGAUUUUAGUGAACAUUGGGAUGCUGUAACCAGCAUACGCUUUCAGGCUUUUUUAUAAAAACGUUUUGGGCAACGCGUCUUGAUCAAGGCCGCGAGCUGUCAUCAAGUAUUACCUGGCGGCGGCGGCGGCGGCUGCGCGCGCUCUAUCGCCAGUGAAAAUCGCAGUUUUCAUAGACAAAAUCAGCAGCGAUGGGAAAAGUAUGUUUUCUCUGCAAAAGCUCCGUGGACGAUGAGGUACAGUAUGGAAAGUUCUACACGAAAUGGAAACUGAGUGUGCACUACUACUGUCUGCUGUUGUCAUCCAAUUUGAUCCAGAACGGGGCUGAUGAUACGGUCGGUAUUUUCGGCUUCCUGGAGCAGGACAUACGGAAGGAGAAUGAGCGCACGAAGCGCUACCGUUGCUUUGCCUGCAAGGAAAAUCAUGCGAACGUGUCGUGCUGCUUCAAAAAGUGUCUGCGGGUGUUUCAUACCGAGUGCGGCUUCAAGAAUGGCUGCUUGUCGCACUACACGGGUACGUACCAGUCCUGGUGCCCGCUGCACAUACCGCUGAAAAAGGAACGCAAACCACACGGUCCGGAAGAUUCGUGUGCGAUCUGUUUCGAUGCGAUGGGAGCGUACGAUAGAAUCGAGUCGGUCCGGGCACCCUGCUGCCAGAACGGAUGGUUCCAUCUGCGGUGCGUUCGGCAGCUCGCCCUAGCGGCCGGCUAUUUUCUCAAGUGUCCGUUGUGCAAUAAUGUGGACGAGUUCACCAAAGCCAUGCCACUCCGGGGCGUGUUUGUACCGGAGCGGGAUGCGGCCUGGGAGCUAGAACCAAACGCGUUCCAGGAGCAGCUGGAGCGACCGUCGGAGUGUGACGCGGAACGUUGCCGAUGCAGCGAUGGGCGCACCGUAGACAAUCGGGCUUGGUCGUUACUGAUUUGUGGCUGCUGUGGAUCGACUUCACGCCACCGGGAGUGUAUGGAGGAGCCGGACUCGAGGGUGUACGUUUGCCAGCAGUGCAAACCGAUCAUGGGAGACAGGGUUCCCGAGCCAGAGGAGGAUGACGACGAUGAUAAAGACUCCUCCUCUGAUACCUACGCUUCAUGUGAAAGCUCCCGAGAAGGAGAAGAAGAUGAAGAAGAAGAAGAAACGGUUGCAGUGAAGCGAAUGGACCCGGCUUCUGCUGGUUCCGAAUCGGGGGUCCAGUGUUCCAGUAGCGAGGAAUCGUUGCAACCGAUACGGCUACGAAAGCGGAAACCAAAUCAAGCACGCAUCGCAUCGGAUUCGGACACUGCCCCUUCGGAAGCAAGCUCUGAAAGCCUUCGGCGUAGCACGAGAAGAACGGUGCGGAGAAGAGCGAUCAAACGGCUGCUAUCCGACGAGUCCGAACCUACGGCCACACAUCCGGAGCAACAACAGUCAACCGUACUAGAGACCACGAAACGUACUAAGGGCAAACGGCAACGUCAAACGUCCGCGAAGCCCAUCGUGCAGCAAGACGACUGCUCGAACUCGUCCGGCACGUCAUCGCUAAGCAACUGUCCCCGCCGGAAACGUCGCAGUCUUCGCCAGUCGAAGCGUAAGGCCAUGAACGCGAUGGACGAGCAUCUGCAUCUUUCCAAGUUGCUGUCCGAUACGGAGAGCGUGACGAGGGAUUCCUCACCGGCCGGAAGCACUGACUGGUGUCCCUCGCGUACCACCACCGGUGCGUCAAAGAAGCGGCGAACGGACGCUGAGAAAACCAUCGGCAAACGUCGGCUGACGAUCGCCAGCAGUUCUUCGAGUGAUUCCGAUUCCAGUUUGCCAAUUCUGCCCGCCGCCAAGCGUCGGCGUGGUGCCGAGGUAGCCAGCAAAACGGGCGAACGCGGUUCACUACGGACCGUAAACAGUUCCGUCUCGGAUGGUGGGGCAGAUGAAGAAAACAUCAAUCCGCAACUGGGCUCGCCGGUGGAUGCGGCCGGGCCGACCCCACCAUCACCGCCAUCGGUUCCGGAAACCGUUAAACAAGCGUGUACAAGCGAUGCUUCCGUGCAGGGAAGCUCCAACUUGAACCGCUCCGGGGGCGAAGUUCAUCAGAGCUCCAUUUUAAACUACUUCCAUGGCCAUUCAUCGUCUAAAACGAUCCCUGACGCCUGUGCGGGCACUUCGGCCGGAAAAGAUCACUCCAGGGCGUCAAAGCUACGAUCACCGACUGAGCGCACCUCACACAAGAAGCAGAUCCCCACCGGUCAGCGAGAUCUACUGAAAUAUUUUAAUCGAUGUUAAAGGAUAUGCCCUAGCUUACCAUUGUAUAGUAGUUGGCUGCAUUAGAAAAAUCAAUAGCCCGGAACCCGGCUGUAUAGAAAUCUGCGGUAGACGCGUUGUGCUCCAAGGAGUGGAGGGGCGCCGCCAAACCAAAUGUUAGUGCUCGAAGGUGGCGGGCGACUUCAGCAGGUACCGAGACUCGUGGGGUAACGGAAUGGACGCCUGCAGAAGAUUGCGGCGCCUGUGAUUGAUACAAUUUGUUAAACGGGUAUCCACAGACACAGAUAAUGGCGGCGGCUUGGCGACUGCACUGCGCGCGCACACAUCACGCGCCUCUGCCACAGCACUACACAACACGUAAAUUCUUGCGCUGUAAUUGUUCAGAUUUUUUUUUUGUAGCUGUUUAACGUGCUCACGUUUAAAAGACUCUAUUUGUAUAAUAAAGUUAUUGCA